ACCCAUGUCGGCCUCCACUUAUGUUUUCUUCAUGAGCCUUGCCGUACAAAUGGAGCUUCAGAAUUCUGCCAGAGACCACCUCGUCCACUUUUUCUCGCCAGCAUUACUAACAUCCUUUGCAGCGGCCGCCUGUCGGUUUAUUAAUGAUGUUUCUUCCUCUUCAUCAUACUGCAGAGUCUGCCAAACAGUGUCUUUCUUACGUUUCGGUGCGCUCGGAGCGUAUUGCUCGUCACGACAUAUGUUCUGCUGUCACCUGCGUGGGAGCACAUCGAGUCUGCACACUCUGAUCCUGGCCUGCUGUUAUUUCUGGUGUUGUAAUGCUCGCCUUUGAUUGCGGUCUUAUCCUCCUUCUCCGCUGCAUCCUUUACACUAUCGGCCAAUUCACGGCAACUUCCGAACCAGGUGGCUGUUGCACUCUUCUCUCUGUCGCACUCUCGUAACGUAAACCUUGACUGGCUUUCGCGGGCUCGUUCGUGCCAAUAUAGCUUAGCUAUGGCACAGGGCACAUAUAUAGUAUUGCUUUCAUUUAUGCGCUCCCGUUAAAGUGACGCUUUUGCUCCCGCUUCACCGUCCUCGUGCUUUGCGGUCCGUUUCCGAAAAUCAAGCAUUAAUCCUACAAACCAUCAUAUUCCUUUCCUCGGUUCUCUCGUAUUUUUGGCAUGCAUCAUCCCUCAAUACGGUACGAAACAUGAGGAGUUUUUGCAGAAGCACACACCACCUACCCACUCCAUGCUAUUCGGUAGCGCACAUUCAUUCGUCACCUGUCUACCAUUUACUAAGGCGUUGUUAUGGCAAGUUGGGUCACGUCCCAGCUCUUUGAUCCCUUCUCGUAUGUCCACAAUACCAUACCCCUUCCCUUUUUAGCCGGUCUCUACUCUUAUCUUGACACGUUCAUCUACCGCUCACACUCAAUCUUGGCCAAGCAUUUUAUGUUGCCGUCGACCAUCCCAUAUGUCUCUGUCGCUUACUUGUAAAGGACAGAAUGUUCCUAAUCUAUGAUUAGAGAGGUGCAGUGACAGCAUCAUU
Molecule: messenger RNA, 1026 nt
Organism: Serpula lacrymans var. lacrymans S7.9
Lineage: Eukaryota; Fungi; Basidiomycota; Agaricomycetes; Boletales; Serpulaceae
Exons: 2
Coding region: 5-331 (108 amino acids)
Source: RefSeq, a predicted model, not a curated record